UUUUGGUCAGGCCUCCGGGCGUCUUCACGUAGUGGGAGGGAAGAGUGUGGAGCGUAGGAAAGUGGAGGGGGGUAGGGCGGGAGAAGAGAAGAGCCAAAGGGGACAGAACCAGUCCGCGGUAAACCCGGAGUUAAGACACCGACUGACUGAUGGCCUGGGUUCCACACAACUCGGGCUUCUGUCUGCGUGGGGGAGGAGCGACCCAUCCUGGCUCUGGGUUCCCGCCAAUCAGGAGCCAUCCAGCUGAGCAAGACGCGCAGGGGGCCUCCGGAGCGGCUGAGUGGUGACGGCAAGGGCAUCAGCUUCCGAGAUGAGCUCUCAGAAAGGGAACGUGGUCCGUACCAGACCCCAGAGGCACCAGAACACGUUUAGCUUCAAAAACGACAAGUUCGAUUCCAGUGUUCAGACGAAGAGAAUAAAUGCAAAGCUUCAUGAUGGAGUAUGUCAGCACUGUAAAGAAGUUCUAGAGUGGCGAGUAAAAUAUGGCAAGUACAAACCACUAUCAAAACCUAAAAAAUGUGUUAAAUGUUUAAAAAAGACAGUGAAGGAUUCUUAUCACAUGAUUUGUAGACCAUGUGCUUGUGAACUUGAAGUUUGUGCUAAAUGUGGAAAGAAAGAAGAAAUUGUUAUUCCGAUCAGUAACAACCUAGAGAAGACAACAGACGUGGAAAGUGAUGAAAUAUCUAAGUGUAAGAGAAGAAACAGAAGAUUUGGAGAAGAACAAAGCAGUGAUGAAUUAGAUUUUGACCUUGAUCUAAACGAAUCAGAAGAUGAAGAACAUGAUAAUCAUAACAGCUAUAGCAAAAACAAAUCUGCAAGUGUGAAAACCUAAUGAACUUUAAGGUCUUGUACAAAGGCCUGUGGAAUUAUAUUCAAGACAGUGAAAAGUUCACUGACCAGGGAUUAGGGGUUGCUUAGAUUCUAGUCUUGCCUCUGUUAUUAACCAGUUAUGUAACCAUGGUAAAAAUCACUUGCUUUCUUAAAGCCUGUUGUUUUUUUCAUUUGUAAAAUGACAUCAGUACAUGACCUGAAAAAACUGUUUGCAGCUCAAGUUUUCUAUCAUUUGAAUUUCAUCCAAAGCAAAAUCCAUGCUUAAAUUUCUCUUGGAAUAAUAAAAACAAGCUCUUUUUUUGGGGGGGCAGGGCAAUUGGUGUUAAGUGACUUGCCCAGGGUCACACAGCUAAUACAUGUCAAGUGUCUGAGGCCAGAUUUGAACUCAGGUCCUCCUGAAUGCAGGGCCGGUGCUUUAUCUACUGCACCACCUAGCUUACCCCCUGCUCCUUUACUUUUGAUGCUUCCAUUUUGAGUUUUCUCAUGAAAUGUCUCUUUAAAUCAAAUGUUGAGUAAUUUUAGUAUUAUUAUUUAGAAAGCCACAUAAUUAGAAGUCAUAAAUUUGAACAGUAUCCAAAGGAAAGGAGUUGACCUCAUUAGGGUGUCUUCAAUAAAUAUUAGUUAAUUGAUCUCAGGUAGAAAAUUCACAUUGAAAAGCCAUGAUCUCUUUUUUUUCCUCUAUUGUAGAAAUAGAAUGUUGUAGUAGGAAGAACACUGGAUGUGAGGUUCCAAGAUAACAAAGUUCAAGUCCCAUAAUACUUAGAAGUUGACAAGUCAGUUAAAUUCUUUAGUCUUCAGGUUCCUUGUCUAUGUAAUGGGAGAAAAAAUACCUUGUGUGCAGAGUUCAUGUAAAUAAAGCACUUUGUAAACCAUAAAGAACUAUAUGACUUAUCACAACUCAUUCAUAAAAAUCAAGUAUUCUUCUUAUUAAUAAGAAUAAUAAGGAUAACACCAAUUUAUGCUCCUUGUUUUUCCCCUUCAUAUAAAGAGCUUAAUUUCAUAUUUUACAUUAAAGAAGUGAUGUUGUAUUGUGAAGGCAGAAGUCAUAAUCUGUAUCACUUGGGUUUACUGCCCAAGAGGUCUUAGACACGAACAUUUUUGUGAUACAUUAUACUCAAGCCCUUUCAUAUACAUUAUCUUGUGUCAUCCAUUCUGGCUCUGGUUCUUCCACUUGUUAAUUAUUAGAUACCAGUUCCCUCUGAUCCUCAGUUUCCUGUAGAGCAAGUUAGUAAGAGCUGUUCUACUUAGUGUCAUAAGUACUAUAGAGUUCAUCUAAUCACAUUCCCAUAUUUGAAGUUGAGAAAGCAGGCCCACAGAGGGCACAGGAAUUGCCCCCUUGUUGCAUGGGUAUAAUAGUGGCAGAAGAAUUCUGAAUUCUCCCAGGCCAAUACCCUUUCAACUAUAUCUACCUUACAGGGUAGUUAUGAAUCUAAAAUUAUUUAACAAAUAUGAAAGUUGUAAAUUGCUUUCUAAAAACAAGUUUAUAUAGCUUUAUGCCCAACAUUUUAAGUAGGAGAAUAAUGUUCGUCCUUCUCAACUCCCCUCUAGUCAGUUAUGAAUGUGUUUCAAUGUAAUUAAACAUAUUUAGAAUAUAAUCCAAUUUAUGCAAUGUCUUUGCUUUUGGAAUAUUAUCAUUAUUAUUAUUAAUUUAGAAUGGUACGUGCUAUACAGAUUACUCAAGUAGAGGGACAUUUGAUAAAGAGCAUCACCUAGUGGCAUGUUUUUGUAAUUGUAAUUCUUUAGUUCCAUGCCACAAAAUGUUCUUAGCGAAAAUAGCCUAGAAUUCAUUUGCUAUUUAAUUUAGUUGUAUUUAUAUAGGAAUUGUUUCCCUGACCUAAAAGCAUUUUCUAGAUUGUGAAUCAGUAUGUGGAAAUGGAGGAAAGGCUUUUUAUUUUCUUUUUACUGUGAUUUCUAAGCAUUUUUUUGGGUAGCUUUAUAUGUGGCCAUAUAUCAAAACAAUGUACUGCAUAUCCUGAAAUCUUAUAAUUUAUGAUAGUGACUAGUAUAUUAUAUGGCUAAAAAUUAUUAGCACAAAAGUUUGAUUCAUAAAUAAGAUUUAGAGUUAUGUACUUACUUGCCUAUAUUAUGCAGGGCCAGUUUCAAAACAUUUUCAAAGGAACAAAAAGCAUAAAAAAUAUAACAGAUGAAAGAAAUGGCAUCAGUUCAACAAAUUUUAUUAAAUAUUAGUACAGUGCACUGUGCUUAGGUCUUUUUGUCUGUGGUUUUGGAAACUCCUUCCAUUUUCACAGAUGAGCAACUCUUGAAAUAUCUGUUCAAAAGGAAUUCCUGAGAGCUUAAGUCAGUUGUUCAUAGUUACAUAGGCAGUAUGUAUCUGAAGCAAUAUUUUUUUUUUUAAGUGAGGCAAUUGGGGUUAAGUGACU
Messenger RNA from Dromiciops gliroides (monito del monte), 3212 nucleotides. RefSeq names its product chromosome 1 C9orf85 homolog (gene C1H9orf85). The record is from RefSeq and is a predicted model, not a curated record. The coding region runs from base 311 to 832 and encodes 173 amino acids. The transcript has 5 exons. NCBI's taxonomy places the organism in Eukaryota, Metazoa, Chordata, Mammalia, Microbiotheria, Microbiotheriidae.